UCCGGUCACGUGGAAGGCUGUGGGCACGCGCCAGCGCCUGUACAAAACAGUGGUAGUGUUGCAAACGCAACGUUUAGGAACUCAUGAGCAACCUGUGCACAUGCUUAGGCGCGCGGACAACAUGCGCAUGCUCAGACUCUAGACUGGCCACGGGUGGCCGGGUGCCCGUGCUCAGGCUCUGAGCGCACUUUGGGUUACGCGGAUUUGGGCGUCCCGGUAUUCGUCUGCGCAUGCUCAAGGUUCAGGCGGAGCGCCGGGCUGCAGUGCGCGGAGGGCCGCUCCCGGGACUCAUUGAUGCGCAUGCGCAGGGCUUCAGCGUGCACGUACUCGGAUUGUGCAGCGACUCCCCGUGGCGGUUGAGGGGCAGUGGUGGCGGCGGAAGCCCAAGUCGAUGCUGAUGUUGAUGCUGGUGGCGGCUGUGACCAUGUGGCUCCGACCGCUGGUCACAGCUCAGCUCUGUCGUUCUCGCACGGUGAGGACAGGAAAAGUGUUUAAUGUCAUACAGGACGUUCAAGGGGACCGCCUGUAUUUUCAACCUACAACAACACGCUUGAUUAAACAUCCUUGCGAGAAAAAUAUAGCACUAUAUCUAGGGAAACAAGUUUUUUUCACAAUGGAUAACUUUGAGACUAGUCUCCUUCCAUUUACCAUCCCUACAUCAAUGCAGGUCGGCGUACCAGAAGUGACAUCAGCACAUUUUGCUGGUUCAUUAUUGCUGUUAGUAGUGGAUCAAAAAGUCUAUAUUUAUGAUUAUGAAAAUAAUUCUUGGAGCAUGUCUUUAGGUAUAAAACACCCUGUUACACAUGUCUCUGGUGAUAAUUGUUGUUAUACUGGAAGUUUGUUUUGUGUGCAUGUCAGUAAUUUGGUUUUUGCAUAUUUCCGUGGAGAUCAGAUAUCCCAGACUUAUAUAUAUUAUUCAAAUACUGGGGGAUUCAGUUUUUGGAAGUAUCACUAUGACAGACAGGCAGAAAUCGUUGGGUCUUUAGGCGGAAUCUUCCACUUUUUUUCUUUGUCACAGGUUGCGAUGCUUGUAGUGAAUCAAGGGAAGGGCAUGUUCAAGUACUCAGACCACCCCCUCAACCGGAGUUUUGGGCUGUCUUUUGACUAUAAUGGGACUCUCGACAUCCUCAUCGCCCCCGGCCAGAGAGGCAUCCUGCUCCUAUGGUUUGAGAACAGCCUGUUGUUUUCCCAUAAUGCAGGUCAGCUCGUCGACACCGUCCGGGUGAAAAAAGGAGACCAGACCUUGUUUUGUUCCAUUUUUGAAGCCAAGAUCACCAUCCACAGCAUUGCUGUCACUGAAAAUGAACUGGCAGUUAUAACUCGGGAGGAUAAUUUGUAUUAUGGCAAUCUGGGCAUCGUGCCAAGUUCCAUAAUCAAAUUUGCAGACCAAUACCUCUGGUCAGAAGAGGUGGCCCUGAUGUUCAGGAGCCCAGGGACUCUGGAAAUACUGACCCCAGUGCGUGACACAGCCUUUCCAGCUUUUGAUUUCCAGAAGUGCCUCGUGAAUAUCCAGGCGCUUCUCAUGGACCCUGAACUCCACGUUGGGAAGUGCAAGAUAGAGUUUCUGACAGGAGAAUUUAUAUACAGGAUGUAUACCAUUGACAUGCACAGCCAGCUGGAAUUGACUGCUUCAUUGAUACCCCAGCCAGGCACAUCCCUGAUUCCUCUGGUGAUGGUGAGCAACCCCCACUCCCUGGGGUUCCAGGCCACCUUCUACGAGAACGGUUACACAUCAGAUGGGAACACCAAGUACAAACUGGAUAUUUUCCUAAAACAGCAGCAGCACUGGGGCAGGACCGACUCCAACUUCACAUCCAGUUUAAAGAGAGCCACCAUGUCUACCUUAACUGUGGACAUAGCAAACAAGGAAAUUUCAUGUGUGGAUAUCAAGCCACUGUCGACACUGAUUUCAGUUGGCUGCGACCUGGAUAAAAAGAUCGUCAUCCAGAACAAAGUUUCUGCCUGUUCCAUGGGCAUCCUGGACCCCUUGACCCUGCAAGACAAUUACAGCUUCAUCAUCGAGAAGGAAUUCUACGACCCCGGCUUCCAGGGGCAGCAGUCCUCCGAGGACCUGCAUGUGUUUUACUCCUACCAGCAGCUGGGCUGUCCUCUCCUCGUCUACUAUGACACCCUAUGGAAGCCCGUGGUGGAGCUGUGGCGAAAAGACAGUUUCCAGGAGGUCAUCGACGCCGAGUAUGUGUUACUGGAGGUGAACGGGCAGUUCUCAUACUCCUAUUCCCUGACGGCGCAGUCGGCCAUGUGCACCUCCCAGCCGCAGAACUGGACCACCAUGAUAAAGGAAUUCGGGGGGCCCUUCUUCUGGAACAGAGAGAGGCAGGGCUUCAGUAUGUUACACAGGCUGGCUUUGAACUCCUGGGCUGAAGCGAUCCUCCCAUGGAUUAUAGAACUAUGUGAGCUGCCACGACCCCAACAACAAUGCCCCUUUGAGGUGGCCAGACGUCCAGUAUCAGAUCUUGGGCGGCCGGACAGCAAACCAGAUCAUUUUCGGCCACAAUGGCUUUUAUGUCUUCUACAUUUCGAUCGUGGAUCCGUACUACAGCUACUGUCAACUGGAGACCAUCUUUAGCAUCUACGUGUAUGGAGCAUUCCCCGUGCAGCUAGUCUCUGCCGGAGUCGUCAUCCUACUGAUCAUCUCCAGCAUCCUGGGGUCCGUUUGGCUGGCCUACAAGACCCCCAAGCUGCUACGCACAGCACGCGGCCGCAGGAUCAAGAAGUGUGCGACACAGCUGUGUAGGAGAUGCAAGACGGUCUGCCAGUUCAGGGCCUCAGCCACAGCCACGGCAGGCACAGAGCCCCCGGGAUGCCACCGCACUCCUCACGGAGGCAGGUCUGACCACUGAGGCCGGUCCACAAGGUCCCAACCCCUUGUCUUCAAAUAAAGUAUAAUGUCACAUAGCA
Messenger RNA from Gorilla gorilla gorilla (western lowland gorilla), 2919 nucleotides. RefSeq names its product cation channel sperm associated auxiliary subunit delta (gene CATSPERD). The transcript is spliced from 23 exons. The coding region runs from base 392 to 2587 and encodes 731 amino acids. Gene Ontology annotation, biological process: sperm capacitation; flagellated sperm motility. The record is from RefSeq and is a predicted model, not a curated record. NCBI's taxonomy places the organism in Eukaryota, Metazoa, Chordata, Mammalia, Primates, Hominidae. Gene Ontology annotation, cellular component: sperm principal piece; CatSper complex.